AUGGCGGCUUUCUCGGAAUUAUCAUUCGGAGCGCUCCAAAACUUCUCAGGAUGCGUGGCUAUGCUCGUGAUAGCAAUCAUUUUUAUUGCUUUGCGCUUUUACGUGCGGUCUACUCUCCGCCAGCCUCCUUAUUUGACGGACUGGCUGUGCUUAGUGUCAUAUCUCGUUUUUGUUGCCUACGCCGCCGUCAUCUUCAAUCAUAUUUUCAAUGUAUCAAAGACCGGUGCAUUUGAGGGGAGCGGCAUCAUUUCCGGAGGCUCAGAUAUUGGCAUGUCUGAAGCCAAGGCAUUCAUGAAGGCAAACAUUACCAUUGUCAAACUCAGCAUCCUCGCCUUCUACUGGACACUAUUCGGCGUGGAAAAGGCUCAGAAAAGGAUCAUCUGGACCAGCACGGCCAUAUGUCUGGUAUGGUGGAUCGUCUUCACCUUCCUAAUCAUCUUUCAAUGCAGGCCCAUCAACUACCUAUGGGACACAUUCGGACAAGCAGAUACUUGCAUAUCCACGCCCAAGCUACUGCUUGCUGUUGAAUUAACUAAUCUCUUCAUUGAUGUCGGCAUUCUUUUAAUCCCAGUCUAUGCCGUAAGACACCUACGGUUAGAUAGGAAUCGCAAGUUUUCCUUGUUGGGAAUUUUUCUGCUGGGUGCUGCGGUCUGCGUGACAAGCAUUGUCCGUGUCACUGCUAUAUGGAAUCCACCAAAUGUGAUGGCUAACUUCCAAUUCGCCAAGACGGUGUUGUGCUCUACUCUGCAGCUCGGCAUGGCCAUUAUCUGCGGUUGCGUACCAACACUAGGGCCAUUAUUCACCAGCGCAGGCACACGAGCUCGAAGCUGGUAUGAUUCAGCGGUAACGAGACAUGCAGCUACGUCCUCGAGUUACAAAAUGACGGAUGGUCCGGGCGGAUUAGACCGGCCGUGGGCUGACGUUGGCGGUAGCCAGUACCGUAACACAACGAGGAGCUGGGCAGGGCGCGAAGAUGAGAGCUCCGACUCGAUGCAUCGCUUUGAUCCGUUGCCGCCAUCCAAGAUACGGGUGCAAAGAUCUAUCGAGAUAGCAUGA
Clonostachys solani is the source of this 1056-nucleotide messenger RNA. Lineage: Eukaryota; Fungi; Ascomycota; Sordariomycetes; Hypocreales; Bionectriaceae. The record is from the annotation of a GenBank genome assembly.